UGCCAACGAGUGAGCUUUUUCUUUGUUUUGAAUAUUUUAUUUUAAUAUUUUGUUGCGCAUAUAAAUGAAAAUUUAAAGUCGUAUUUUAUUUGUAUGUAUUGCAAACAAAAUUAUUAGUUCUAAAAAUAGGAAUACCUCAUUAAGGGAAGGUUUGUGUUGUCCCGUUGAACUUUGAAGGGCCUUCCUCAUACCUCAAACAGAGAUUGAUGAAAUUUCAGCUACUUCAAAUUCAAUCCACUUCACUGUUUUAUCCACCACCACAUAUCCGCCAUUAAAACCCAGAGCAGAGCUUCAGGCUCUUCAAAUCCAAUCGGAGCGAUGGUUUUCGAGUUUGUCUCCGGCGAGUGACCUGAAAAAUGCUGUCGCUGGUGAGGACCAAAUCGGCGGCGAGCAAGAAGAGAAGGAUCAUCCUCGGCCUCGACUCUGCCAACUCCGGCAGGGAGAUUCUACUCCGAUUACUUGUGGUCGUCGUGAAACCUGGGGAUAAUCUGCUCGCGGUCCACGUUCAACAGCCCAAUGACAAUUUCGAUCCCAAUACUUUCCAUAUCCAUGAAGAUCUCUGCAAAUCGAAGCAGGUGGAUUUUCAAGUGAGGAUUUGCGAAGGCGAUUCGUAUAUUUCAGAAUUGACGCGUCAAGUUCGACUGAAUUUUGCGACCAUUCUUGUUCUUGGAAGCAGCUCUUCUGGUCCCAAAGAUUCAGUAGUAAAAACAUGCUUGAAAGGGCUGCCCCCAACCUGCACCCUCCUGGCAAUGGACAACAGAGGAAAAAUCCACAUCCAAAUGCAGGGCACUUCUCAACAAGGCUCCACAAGGCCAAUCUUCAAACCUCUUCUCCCAUCACAUACAAACACCAUUCAACCAUCUUCAACCCACCCUUCACCACAGCCGUUGACUGAAUCACCAUCUUCUUCUUCUUCCUCACCAUUACCAUCCAUGCCACCAGAAGAAUCUCAAGUUCCCGCGUUCACACCGGAGACGGGGCGCAGUGUUGAUUUGAAGCCUUCCAUCAGGCUCUUCACACCCCAGGAGAUUGCUUUGGCUACCAAGAACUUCAGCCCUGUGAUGUUGAUUGGAGAGGGUGCGCGCUUUAAAAUGUAUAGCGCGAAGCUCGAGGAUGGGCAGUUUGUAGCAGUGAAGGUUCAGACCAAACAGUUCUCGUCGGAAGAUUUGCUUCACGAGAUUGAGAUGUUGGCUGUCCUGAAACAUGAAAACAUUGUUAAGAUUGUAGGGUGUUGUAACCGUGAGGAGAUCCGAGCGGUGGUGUACUACCGGUUGAAAGGAAACUUGAAGCAGCAUUUGAGAAAACUGAGAUGGACUGAGAGAGUGAGAGUUGCAAUCGGGGUGGCUAAGGCAUUGAAGUACCUUCAUCAUACUUGCAGCCCUCCUGUCAUUCACAGAAACAUAAAAUCAUCCAAUAUUCUGCUAUCUGAACAAUGUCAACCACAAUUAUCAGACUUUGGAGAAGCAAUAUUACUUCAGGCAGUGCAAGAUAACUCAACGCAAGUUGACUUUGGGAGGUUCAGCUACUUGGCCCCGGAGUAUUUGAUGUAUGGAAAAGUUGAUGAGAAAGUCGAUGUUUAUUCCUAUGGCGUUGUGCUUCUGGAACUCAUCACUGGGAAACAUGCAAUUCAGCCAGACCAGACAAACCGUAGAAGCUUAGUUUUCUGGGCAAGGUCCCUAUUAGGCUGCAACUUAGCUGAGCAUUUAAUUGAUCCAUAUUUGAAGGAAGACUACAACCAUGAAGAGAUGGAAAUGAUGAUGAUUGUCGCCCGCCUCUGCCUUUUGCACUCUUCAUCGAGACGACCAACAAUGGAAACUAUAGUGAAGCUAUUUGAAGAACCAGAGUACCUGAAAAAGAUGCUGAGAGGGAGAGAAGAGCUUCUUACUGUGCUGGCUCCCAAAGCUGAGAUGGGAUUAUGGAAAAAUGAAGAAUCAGCCCUGCAAGAACCUGCCAGAACCGACCAGAACUAUGGAUUUUCUGAUAACUUAAAUGUCACAUAAUGAAAUUAUAAAGACUAACAUAUGAAUGCUAAACAUGAACCACCUGAUACCCUGAUAGAGAUAUUAUAACGUUUGGUAAUAUAUAAUUCUUCUCUCA
Molecule: messenger RNA, 2097 nt
Organism: Momordica charantia (bitter melon)
Lineage: Eukaryota; Viridiplantae; Streptophyta; Magnoliopsida; Cucurbitales; Cucurbitaceae
Product: putative serine/threonine-protein kinase PBL21
Biological process (GO): protein phosphorylation
Molecular function (GO): ATP binding; protein kinase activity
Source: RefSeq, a predicted model, not a curated record